Emiliania huxleyi CCMP1516 is the source of this 783-nucleotide messenger RNA. RefSeq lists its product as hypothetical. The annotation marks the transcript as partial. The record is from RefSeq and is a predicted model, not a curated record. Lineage: Eukaryota; Haptophyta; Isochrysidales; Noelaerhabdaceae. Gene Ontology annotation, cellular component: U2-type spliceosomal complex. The transcript has 5 exons. Gene Ontology annotation, biological process: mRNA splicing, via spliceosome.
CGCGGUCGUCGCCACCCGCAGCAUGUCGCUCUCGUUUCUCUCGAAAAAGUCGUGGCACGUGGCGAACGUGAGCAACGUCGAGAAGGUCUGGCUGGCCGAGCAGAAGCUCGAGCAGGAGAAGAAGAAGCUCGAGGAGUACACCCACACGCUCAAGGAGGAGCGCCAGAAAGAGGAGCUGCUCCGGCUGCAGCAGGAGCAGGGCCUCGUCGCGCCGCGCAAGGAGCGCGUCGACUUUUUGUACGAGCAGCAGGAGACGGCCGCGUCCGCGUACCUGCUCGGAAAGCCCGUCGAGCUCAAGCCAGAAGACCACGACAUCAAGAAGGUCGAGCACCUGCCUGGCUCCAACUUUCUCAACGGCCAGAACAACCUCUCGAGCUCGCACAACGAGGAGUUCAACAAGAUGAACAACGACCCCCUCGUGAUGAUGCGCGCAAAGGAGCAAGAGGCGCUCAAGCGGAUCCUCGACAACCCGCUCAAGAUGAAGCAGAUCCGGGGCACGGUUCAGCCGCCGCAGCCGGCGGCGGCCGGCCGCGCCGCGGGCCGCGGCGCCAGCCCCGAGGCGGGGCGGAAGCGCAAGAAGGAGAAGAAGGAGAAGCGCUCCAAGAAGGAGAGGCGCGAGCGCAAGGAUGGCAAGCACGAGCGCAAGCAUAAGCGGCUGCGUCGCUCCGGUGGCGGACGCCAGACCACCGCAGCCGGGUGGGCGGCACGGGGCGCGCUCAUGUCUCCCGGACUGGCCUCGUUAGGCAGCCGCUCCUCUGCGUCUACCGACUCUGACGACGGCGG